Molecule: messenger RNA, 1248 nt
Organism: Babesia bigemina
Lineage: Eukaryota; Apicomplexa; Aconoidasida; Piroplasmida; Babesiidae
Exons: 2
Coding region: 1-1248 (415 amino acids)
Source: RefSeq, a predicted model, not a curated record
AUGGAACUAAAGCUUUUGUGUGUCGUAAACCUGCUGCUGCUGUGUCUCGCGCCUCAGUUCGCGAGGUCGGAAGCCGGUCGUGAGGAGCCGGCCGCGGUCAUCGACGAGUACGAAGCCGUUGUCACCGUCGCCGAGGACGAGCCCUCGAGGGCGGACGAAGUAGACAAUGAAGCGCUUACUUUCGACGCUGGCGAGUACAUGAGGGACCUCCGCGACGCCGCGGCAGGCAAGGCCGCCAUGGACCCCGAAAAGGUGUACACCGCGCAGGCGAUGCUGCCGCUCGGCGAGGUGCUGGUUCUGACCACCGCAAGCGGCUGCUCAGUUCUCAGCGACCCCGAAGGGGAGAUCACCGGCAGGGAAGAACCGCUUGAGUUCUCCUUCCGUCUGGCUGACCUCGAGGACUGCGGCAAGGUCUCCGAGAGCAUCAUCAGCGGCCUCCAGGCCGAGGUCGCUGCUGAGUGGUCGAGCCUCUCGGGCAACUCCGCUGACUCAGGCAUCGCUUCUACCACCUCACUGCAAGACAUCGCCGUGAGGCAGGGCGGCAAGCGCUCGGAGAACCCCUCCAGCUUCGGCAUUGGGGUACAGGACCUCGCCAACGCAUACGUCGCGGCAAACCUGGCGAUCAACCUCAUUCCCACCACCUCCGAAGGGAUCGUGGUGAUGCACUACGACCUCACCAACACCACCACCGCGGAGGAGAUCACCAAGGCGAUGUCCAGCGUGGACCCCGAGAAGCUCAAGCAGCUGGAGGACGCGUUCGAGAUGGCGAAGAACACCUUCAACAACGCCACCACCGAGGAUUUGGAGAGAAUGGAGGAGGAGCUUAAAGCGUUCUUUGAAAAGGAGAACGAAAAGCUCCAGAAGGACCUGGAGGACGGGAAGCACAUGCUCGAGGAGCUCAGCAGCGACAGAGUCGCCGAGAUCGAGUGCUCUGCGUUGGCCCUGGACGACUGCAAGGCCGUGUCUAAGUGCGGUGUGGUGAUGAUAAACGGCAAGGAAUCGUGCGCCGUGGCCCCGAAAACCGUGUACCUGCUUAUGGAGACCGGCUGCAGCCUGCAGUCCAAGGCCGGACUCAUGUCCAUCGCCCGCGACCUCGUCAGCUCCGGCAUCAUGUCCGAGGCCAACCACCAAACCCUCAGGGAGAGCUUCGACCUGUCACGCAUCUGCAACGCUAUAGUCCACACAUACAUGUCUGCCGACAUCGUCGAAACUGAGUCGCACGAGACCAAAGAAGCCUUUGACCUCUAA